Molecule: messenger RNA, 516 nt
Organism: Lentinula edodes (shiitake mushroom)
Lineage: Eukaryota; Fungi; Basidiomycota; Agaricomycetes; Agaricales; Omphalotaceae
Exons: 3
Coding region: 1-516 (171 amino acids)
Source: RefSeq, a predicted model, not a curated record
AUGUCCGUAGGUCAUGGCAAGGCUCGCAUAACUAAUACCCCGAGGGCAGCCCAUUUUGUGAAUUCGUUGGCACAGAAUGGUACUUUGGAUCCACGAGACGAUGUUUAUGGAUUGGGUCCCACCGACAAUCAAAUCCCAAAACCACCGGGGGAUGUGGGCAAACCUGGUCAGGGCGGUUACAACCUCCGCAUCGAGCUUGAAUGGGCGGAGGAUCAAUUCGAGGCCGUCGAGAAAUAUAUCGGUGGUGCCGUCGAGAAAAUACUCGAUAUUACCCAAUCUUUCAGUGAACAAAACUCGAUAAACAUCAAACAAGCACUGGAGAAAUAUCCGUUCCUCAGAGAUUAUUGUAAUCAAUGGGUGGUGAACGACUUCAUCAAAAGCCAUCUAAACAGCUUGAAGAAGAAAGCCACAACGGCCCCGAUGACACGAGCUCCCAGAGAUUAUCGCGUCAUUCAGACCAGAGGCCGAAGCAAGAGAAGUCUCAAUGGCAGCGAGGACACAGGAGUCUCGCGUUAA